AGGCACCCGACCUUGAUUGCAUCUGCUCCUCAUGACCCUGUACUUUCUUCUUCAACUAACUCACCGGAUGUUUCCAUGCCUGCACAACGCCCUUUCCGGAUUGGCAGGCUCAACACCUCACUUGUGGACCUGCCAGUCGUGGUUGGGUGUGGAAAGGCCAAGCAUGCUGCUGUCAAUGAGAACGGCGGGGAUGGGCGUGUUCAGAUUUCUGCACGCAGGAGGAGGAAGGCAAACCGUGCAGCAUCUAAUCCGUCCUGGGAAAACCCGGGAAGCAACGAAGAAGGUGGCAUCCCUGAAAUCGCUGCGCUGUCAGCAACUGCGAUGAGCAGAUCCCAGCCAACAAGGAGAAGAAGGCUGAUGGGCUCAGAGUCGUCAGUGAGUGGAUAUUUGGAGAGAAUAAGCACCGGCAUCACGACCAGAUACAAAAUCCGAAAUCUUGCCAUUUGUUUGAUUGGCAGUGCGCACGUUCUGGAAGCCACAGGGUAUUCGAUAUUGCAGAACCUUCUCUGGCCGUCCGAUGCCGACGUGUUUAUCUGCUCUCCCGAGGAUAGUGAUGCCCACAAAUUAUCAGCCCUAUUACUGCAUAACAAACAGUCUCAGAGUGAUCAUAAUGAACCUAUCGCAACUGAUGAGCAAGAGCAAGAGCAAAGGUGGCAGCAGCCACAAAAACGGAGACAACCACACAGUGGUAGGGUGGAUGCACCCCAAAUCCGCAUUGCGGCUGUGCACAUUUUCAAGCCCGAGCUGUUGUUAGCAUCUUACUCAGCCCGGAUCCAGGAUAGCUGGCAGGAACUGCUCUCUGGCAUUGAUCCAGAUACUGGAGGUAGUUUGGAAGACGUUCUGCAGGAGUUCGGUCAAUUGCAGGCUUGCUCGGUCUCUGUUCGGCGUUACGAGACAAAGAACUUUCUUCGUUACGCUCACAUAAUGUGGGCGCAGCUUGACAGCUUCUGGACCGCAAACGUCAUGCCAGUCUUGCCUCAUCAUAGCUCCAACACUGAUUAUUUCAUUCCCGAGGGAAUCUUUGGCGUGCCGGCAGGUCUGAACACCCAUUUUGGCUUCGGUUCAGCAGCGGCUAGUCAUGCGGCAAUGCGAAGAAUGUCCAUGCUAACUAAACUGCCACGGGUUGGUGUUAAGAACGUCAGUCCUGAGCUGGCUUUCAGUUUGUGGUUGGAAACGCAGGGGAUCAACGUUCAGCCGGUCAACCUUCCAUUCUGCACUUUGACUCGUCGACCCGUUACAUGGCCACCGCUCCCGCCCUUGGGAAUUCCCGUAUUCCCUGCCAUGCCUAUGGGGCCCAAGUACGCAGGCAGCAGCAGUUAUAAUCUGAAUGGGGCCCUUUGCCGCCCAUGUUUUCCAGUCCUCACUGGAACUGUGGCUUUCAACCUUCUCCGGGCGCUCAAACAUGGCAGCACAGGCGGCACAGGCGGCACAGGCUCAAGGUCACGAGAGAUUGGGCACAUAAUGCCACCUGGGCUGUGUGAUGCAUCCAACCCAGGUUGGGAUGCCGACUGGGAACAGAACUUUGACUCCGUGAUUGGCGGUGAAGCUGCUGAAUUUCGCAGGAAAAUCCAGAAUCGCAACUUCUCACAAUGUCUGAGCGAUUGGGAUGAGGUCCGUGCAAACACCCCCGCCGAAAGCUGGCACAGUCCCAGUUCCAAGGAGAUCUGUCGAAGGGGAUUUCUUGGCAUGCCAGUGUUGAUUGGGUCCGAGCUGCGGAAAUGGGGGGUCUUCUUGAAACCCCUCAAUCCAUCCAGCAUCGUCUACUGUUUUGUGAGUUCUUUUCCCCUUCCCUCUCCUCUCCUCAACUGUCCUGUGUUUUUCCCUUGCAUCCUUAACUGCCUGUCUUGACCAUUGGCCAGCUUUGCUUUCCCUGCCGUUGUUCUUCCCUUGUUAGCUCCGUGUGCCAUCUACCCCUGCACACUUCUCUUUUCUCUCUGCUUCACGCUUCUCACCCUGUUUGUCUUGCUAGUCUUCUUCUACACUGACCUUUAAAGCACCAGUGCGCAGCCCAGCUUCUGUCACGUCGUGCCGGUUAGCAUGGAGCUGUGGUCAGGUUGGGCCUACCGGAGGUGGGUGGCCCCAGCAAGGGGCCACAAAAUUUUGAG
Molecule: messenger RNA, 2105 nt
Organism: Chara braunii
Lineage: Eukaryota; Viridiplantae; Streptophyta; Charophyceae; Charales; Characeae
Source: the annotation of a GenBank genome assembly